Molecule: messenger RNA, 1336 nt
Organism: Cynoglossus semilaevis (tongue sole)
Lineage: Eukaryota; Metazoa; Chordata; Actinopteri; Pleuronectiformes; Cynoglossidae
Gene: c11h6orf89
Product: chromosome 11 C6orf89 homolog
Exons: 8
Coding region: 296-1306 (336 amino acids)
Cellular component (GO): nucleolus; Golgi membrane
Source: RefSeq, a predicted model, not a curated record
ACAUUUAGUCCUACAGAGGGCGCUAAAGUGCAAUGAUUCAUUGUUACUGCCAUAAAAAUAUCAAGCAACGAAGAAUAAGGUCCGCGGUAGCUAUAUAGCAGUUACUAUGUUCGUUAAUGUUUCAUAACAACGGUUAUUUUAUUCAUUGACAUUUAAAAUUACGGCCUGGUUUUGAUACCCAAAGACUCAGCUAUGCAGCUGUGGAUCUUAGUCUGAGGUGACAACAUGCUUGUGGACCAUAAAGCAGCUGAAGAUCACAGUGUUUGACCUGAAAGCCACUGUAUUUUCUGCUGCCAUGGGCACGACAAUGAGUGAGCCGUGUAUCUACGACAAGUUGUCAGAGAGCAUCGACAUCCUCCGAAAGUCAGGCUAUCGCUAUGGAAUGUCGGAGAGGGAGAUCGAGAGGUUCAUCAAGCAGGUCUUGGAAACCAAUGAGCCCAGAAGAGAGCCUCCGCAGUUCCCCAUUCUGAGAGCCACAAUCAAGUUUGUAGUGGCCGUGGGCUUCCUGCUGGUGGUGGUCCUGGCCUUUACUUACCCUCAGAAUGCCCCCCAGAUUGGUCUGGUCAACCUUGGCUGUUGCAACUGGUCGUCCCCCCUCAGCCAUGUCCGCCUUCUGUCCCUGCCCAUUGCCAAGAAGUACAACCUGCAAGGGUUCCAUGAGUGGUGGAGUGCAGGCUCUUUACGGCAAAAUUUGGUCAACUGUUCUGGCUGUGCGGAGAUUUCCUCUGUGCUGGAGGUCCCAGAGAGCCUGAGAGGGACAGUGACUCUGCGCCGGGGGCCACAGCUUGUCCUCCUGAAGGGUGGAGAGUCUCUCAGUGUCCAGCGGCAGCAACUUGAGGAGCUCUAUUUGGCCCACCCAGGGUCUAUGUCCAUUCUUUUGGAGGAGGAUGAUGGCAGUGUGCAGACCCACAAUUUUGCUCUUCCUCAAGGACCUGCCAACUUCACCCUGCUCUGGAGGUUCAGCUCUGGAACCAGGGAGAAAGUGUUGAGGUGGCUCUUUCCAAAAGCAGAGCUCUGCCCUCUACUGGACAGUGCAGGUACCAUCCUGCAGCGCUGCCUUGUCACCCACAGCACAAACUCCCAGAGCAAGGUGUCACAGGGGGUCAGGGUGUUGGGGUGGCUGGUGGUGGGUGAAGGCCUGCCAACAGUUCGAGUUCUGCCCGUUCAGCGCUGUCAGAAACACUGCAGCUCCUUCAACCUGUGGCUGACACAUGGAGACAUGGUGUACGCUGACCCUCGUUACUGGCAGAUGGAGCUGUUUCCCGGCCGAGGCCAGAACAUCAUCUGUGACGGAUCGGCUUUUUAAAUGUAGACGUGAAUACGAAUGGAGUUUGAG